AGCGUAUGGUAGAUAAGGAAGAGGAGCAUAUGGUAGAUAAGGAAGAGGAGCAUAUGGAAAAUGAAAAUUUUAUUGUAGAUAACAAAGGUUUUGAUGAGGAUACUGUUGAUGGUGUAGAUAAGGAGGAAGAUAUUGUAGAUAAAGGCAAGGAGAAUGUAGAUAAGUUGGAAGCACAGGAGGAAGAGGAUCUUGUGAAUAUUGAACAUGAUGUGGACAAACUUGUAGAUGUUCUAACGAGCAAUGUGGAAGCAAAGCGUAGACCAAAGGCAAAAAGGGUAAGCAGGAGAUCUAAAUGGAAGAGGACACCAUAUACUGAAGGCAAAAGAAAGAAAAAGGAAAAAAUUAGUAUAGAUAUACUUGAAAGUCCUGAACCAAAAGUAAAACUAGCUGAAAAAGUUACUCAUUUUUAUCCCGGUAUUCAAAUCCCCACUUUUGAUGCGUUGAGUUUCAAGCCAAUGACAGAUGAAGAGGAAGCUCUAUUGGGAGAGCUGAAUAAUGAGCUUCCAGACCCUACAUUGUUUAACUUACGCAUAAUAGAUAGCACAGGUGCUUUUGUACAUAAUUUAAAGAUACCAUCUCCCGUAGCAGAAAGACUCGACAAAGCUGAAAUUGAUAGCCUAACCAAAUUUUGUUCUCAGAAGAUUCACAAGAGAUAUAAUGUUAUAGUAACAACCAACAGCACUAUUAACAGGGAAGAGUUGUUAUAUGUGCUUCGUGGUGGCCGCCUUGACGACAAGGUGGAAGAAGCAGUUUUGGACACGAUUAGCCAGGAGGCAUACGGCAAAGGAUAUGGAGUGGUAUCGGUGUUCUUUCUUGUAAGAACAUGCUAUUCCUAAUUUCACCACGUUAGUUUUGAUUGAAAUUCAUGUUAGAUCUUGUGUAAUCCAUGCUAGUUAUACCAUGAGUCACGUUAGUUCUAGUUAGCAUCAAAUUAGACCUACCAUAAGUCAUGUUAGUUCCGUUCUUUAGAGUGUUAGUUCUAUUCUGUAGAGUGUUAGUUCUAAUCU
Asparagus officinalis (garden asparagus) is the source of this 1007-nucleotide messenger RNA. RefSeq lists its product as uncharacterized. The transcript has 3 exons. The record is from RefSeq and is a predicted model, not a curated record. Lineage: Eukaryota; Viridiplantae; Streptophyta; Magnoliopsida; Asparagales; Asparagaceae. The coding region runs from base 6 to 836 and encodes 276 amino acids.